AAUAAAAAAGAGAAAGAAAAAAGGAAAGAGAGAGGAAAAACUGAUAGGCCCCGACUCCGAAAGAGAAAGAGAGCUGCUUUGCUUUGAUUUGAUUUGAUUGAGUGUGCGACUUUGGUAUCCGGAAGAUCCUGACGCCCACUACCGGCGGCUCAGCUCAGCUCAGCUCGGCGGUUGAUAUUUUUUUUUUAUGCCGCAAUUACUGCGUAACAUUAGAAUCGGAAUCGGAACCGGCAGCAAGUAAUAUGCAGAAGAGUGGGAGUCUGAGAGUGACGUCCCCUCAGCAGUCCCUUAGGCGCCUGGGCUUGUGCUCCCAGAUAGCCACUGCUACUGGUGGCCAGCACUCCUCCCCAGUUGUCUUCCCUGAGAAACAGAAACGCCUCAAGAUCAAGGCUUCCAAGUCUCCUGAUGAUCCCAAUUCUCUCAAGGCCUUGGACCACAGGAUUGACAUUCCGGCUUCUGCUGCUGGAGAUGAAAAGUCUGAUUUGUUGGGUUAUGCUGUCUUCUCUGGCAAGUUAGUUUUGGACAAGAGUAAAACCAACCCCACUUGUACUGAUCCUCCACAACAAACUUCCUCCUCUACUAAUAUUACCCACCACGAAGCUGUUGAUGCCAAGCUUACCAGCAAGGCCUUAAUUUGGGGUUCUCACAUGCUGCAUCUGGAUGAUGUUAUCUCGGUUUCAUACAAUGUUGGCCUCCGACAUUUCACCGUACAUUCUUAUCCCUUAAAAAAAGGUUCUUGUGGCCUUUCUUGUUUCAUGAAACCUCGAAGAAGUCGCAAGGACUUUCGAUUCUUGGCUUCUAGCAUAGAAGACGCAGUUCAAUGGGUUGGGGGGUUUGCUGAUCAGCACUGUUAUGUGAAUUGCUUGCCUCAUCCAUUACUAUCUUCUAAGAAGCAGGCGUCUUCAGAAUUACUUCCCAUUGAUACUCCUCCUGAAUUAAUUUUCAAAUGUAAGAGUCCACCAAAAAUUCUUGUGAUAUUGAAUCCCCGAUCUGGACGUGGCCGUUCUAGUAAGGUUUUUCACAGCAUUGUUGAACCUAUAUUUAAGCUUGCAGGUUUCAAAGUGGAGGUAGUCAAAACGACAUCAGCAGGUCAUGCUAAGAAACUUGCAUCUAGUGUUGACAUCAGCACUUGUCCUGAUGGAAUCAUAUGUGUUGGGGGCGAUGGAAUUAUUAAUGAGGUUCUAAAUGGUUUACUCAGUAGAGACAACCAAAAAGAAGGAAUUUCCAUACCAAUUGGAAUUAUACCCGCUGGUUCUGAUAAUUCCUUAGUUUGGACGGUUCUUGGAGUUAGAGAUCCAGUUUCUGCUGCAAUGGCUAUUGUCAAGGGUGGUCUUACUGCUACAGAUGUUUUUGCUGUUGAGUGGAUUCAGACGGGUGUUAUCCAUUUUGGGAUGACUGUCUCAUAUUAUGGUUUUGUGAGUGAUGUGUUGGAGCUGUCUGAGAAAUAUCAGAAGCGCUUUGGUCCGCUGCGUUAUUUUGUUGCUGGAUUUCUUAAAUUCUUAUGCCUGCCGAAGUACAGCUAUGAAGUUGAGUACCUUCCAGCCUCAAAAGAGGAUCUAGAAGGAAAACUCUCAGCUGAAAGGGAAGUUGUUGAUAUGUCAGACUUGUACACAGACAUUAUGAGGAGAUCAAACACCGAUGGUAUUCCAAGAGCUUCUAGUUUAUCAAGUAUUGACUCCAUUAUGACUCCUAGUCGAAUGUCUGGAGGUGACUUGGAUACAACCUGCAGUAGCACUCAUGCUAGCAUUGAACCGUCUGAUUAUGUGCGUGGCCUAGAUCCUAAAGCAAAAAGAUUGUCAAUUGGAAGGACCAAUAUAACCGCAGAGCCGGAAGUUAUUCAUCCUCAGCUGCCCCUGUCAACAACUCCAAACUGGCCAAGGACCCGGUCGAAAUCAAGGACAGAUAAAGGAUGGACUGGAUUGACAGCCACGCAUGAUGCCUCUAGAUCUUCUUGGGGAAACACUGGAACAAAUGAUAAAGAGGAUAUAUCAUCCACGCUAUCUGAUCCAGGCCCAAUUUGGGAUGCUGAGCCAAAGUGGGAUAGCGAACCUAAUUGGGCUGUGGAAAAUCCUAUUGAAUUGCCAGGGCCAUCAGAUGACAUAGAAGAAGGAACAAAGGAAUCUGUGCCUAGGUACGAAGAUAAAUGGGUUGUCACCAAGGGUCAGUUGCUUGGCAUUCUGGUUUGCAAUCAUGCAUGCAGAACUGUUCAGAGUUCUCAAGUGGUGGCGCCGAAAGCUGAGCAUGAUGACAACACCUUGGAUUUGCUCCUAGUUCAUGGCAGUGGGCGAUUAAGGCUGUUGAGAUUUUUCAUGCUUCUGCAGAUGGGUAGACACCUUUCACUGCCAUACGUGGAAAAUGUCAAGGUAAAGUCGGUGAGGAUCAAGGCAUCCGGAAAGCACACCCAUAAUGGUUGUGGCAUCGAUGGGGAACUUUUUCCACUUAAUGGGCAAGUCAUUUCUUCUUUGCUUCCAGAACAGUGCAGACUUAUUGGUCGCUCCCAUAGCCAUCACGUCUGAAAACCGCAAUGUAUCUUGCUAGGGACAUCUAUUCUCCUGUCUCAAACCCGAAGUAUGCAAGAUUACCCAAAUACGAAAUAGAAGACCUUCUGCGCUAUUGUCUCUUUGAACCUUGGCUGUUUUACCUUUUAACAGCUGAGGCGCUUGUAAAUUUUUUUGUUCGUCUCUUUUGUAUUUUUGUUUAUUGGUGUUACUUGAUUGCUAUAUCUGGUGCGAGCUGCUUGUGUAUUUACGAUUCUAAGGCCCACAGGAAAACGACCACCUUCAUAUGGUUUUUGUUUUGUAACAAUUGAUCAGCGCCCUUAUUUAUCAAGAUAUUGAUAUUGAUUCCUGUU
Messenger RNA from Fragaria vesca subsp. vesca, 2851 nucleotides. Its product is annotated as sphingoid long-chain bases kinase 1-like. Gene Ontology annotation, cellular component: intracellular membrane-bounded organelle; membrane; cytoplasm. The transcript is spliced from 9 exons. Lineage: Eukaryota; Viridiplantae; Streptophyta; Magnoliopsida; Rosales; Rosaceae. Gene Ontology annotation, molecular function: kinase activity. The record is from RefSeq and is a predicted model, not a curated record. Bases 243 to 2516 code for a protein of 757 amino acids. Gene Ontology annotation, biological process: sphingosine biosynthetic process.